Xiphophorus couchianus (Monterrey platyfish) is the source of this 1951-nucleotide messenger RNA. Its product is annotated as centrosomal protein of 131 kDa-like. The record is from RefSeq and is a predicted model, not a curated record. The transcript has a single exon. The coding region runs from base 304 to 1725 and encodes 473 amino acids. Lineage: Eukaryota; Metazoa; Chordata; Actinopteri; Cyprinodontiformes; Poeciliidae.
CAAGGACGUUCAAGGAGUCGUGGGUGGAUGGUGAUGCCGAGGGCAGGAAGGAUCUCCAGUGUUCAAUCUUGCAACAAAUCUGAAAAAGACUGUGACUGAAUACAGUGUUGCUGUAUGAUAUUUUGAUGACUGUCAUGUAACAUGUCCUAAGAAGCAAUGCCUCAACGAAAAGAAAACAUGAACAGAAGUCUACAGAAAAAAGACAUCACAGCCACCCCAACAACACAGGAAGGUGAGGGGGUGCUGGUUAGUGUGGCAGAGUUCUCAAACGUCACGACUCAUUGUGUGAUGUCAUGACUAAUCAUGCUUGUGAUGUCAUCAUCACUGUUCUUUAUAUGUAGCAAACUUCUACCUUCUUGUCAUUUGCUUGCUACACCACUGACGAGUUCAGAAGUACGCAAAGCGCUUUCGAAGUCAAGGUUGAUAUUGUUUGCAGAUCAAGAUAUGUCAUAUCAGAGGCCACAGUACUCCAACAGCGGGUCGAGAUCCCAGCCGAGAUCCCAGUCGAGGGCAUGGAGAGCUGGACAACACCAGCAAGGCUGGAAUGAGAACAGGACAUCUGCCAAUGAGCUCCAGAGAGAGGUCCAGAGACUUGGCUCUCUCCUGGAAAUGGAGAGAGCAAGAUGGUUUCAGGAGAAGCAAAAGGUAGUCAGUCUGGAGAACGAACUGAAAGUUACCAAAUCUGAGUUGGAGAAGCAGAAAAAUCUCAAGGAGGUUUUUAUCAACAAGGGCAAAGAAAUUAAGAGAACACUACUGGCAGUAGAAAAGUUUACCGUUCCAGAGACUCUCAGCCCUGAUGUUGUCGCCUCCAAUGUACACGGCGAAAUAAGACGCAAGAAGAAAAAGCUGCUGCAGCAGGAGUUCGAGCAAUUGCAGGCCACUCACACUGCCAGCAAGGAAACAUUUAUGUCACAGAUCCGGGCAGAAAAAGAAAAAAGUGACGCCCUCCAACAAGAGCUGAACCAAGUGAAAACUCAGUACGAGGAGCUUCGAUCAAAAUAUGAAGCCGACGUUCGUGAGGGGAAGCUGCAGGUCGACGCGGAGAUGUUUUAUGAAGAGAAACUCAAGCAGACCCAAAAGCUCUUUGAAAAUCUGAGAGCUGAGAAGGACGAUCUCCGAGAACAAAUGUCUAAAGAGAUCGCCUGUCUGCAGAAAACGGAGAAAAGUCUGCAGAGUGAGCUGGAGGAGAUUAAGGUUUCUUUCCAGGAUCUUAAGGCUACAUAUGAAAGGGACGUUUCUGCUCUAAGAGAGGAAGCACAAAUAUUUAAGGAGGGCGCAGAUAAAGAGAUAAAAGCUCUGUCACAGAAAACGAUGAGGGACCUAAAGAUUAUCAAUGAACUUGGAGCCGAGAAAGACAAUCUCCAAAAACAACUCAGUGCCCUCCAGCAAAUGUAUUCCACCUGUGAGCUUAAUUACCAAACGGAGCUCAGAGACAGAGAGGAAGUUGGACCUCGAAGAAGAAAAGUGGCCAGGCGUCAAGUAAGAAAUAAGAACGAGACUACCGCUGUAAAUAACAUCUCUGACCCGGCAUCCAUGGAUCUGGACCGUCUGUUAGAGGAAACACUGUCAAAGGAUUUUGAGAUACCUGAUGCAUCUCCUGAGGAGCUGAAUGACUUUAUAGAGGAGAUGCUGAGAGAUUCAGGCAUUCUUUAUCCUAAUCCCAUGGAAGUGACAAACCUCUGUGUGAAAACUCAGGUCAGAAAAAAUCGAAAGCCCAAAUCCUGAACCUGUGGAGGCAAGAGGCCCUUCAACCAGUUUGGAAAAGAUACUGCACUCUCUGGGUCUCAAGAAUCCGCAAAAAUGGGACAAAUGCAAAGAGGUUACUAAAACAAGCAAUUAGAACCCUUUCAAAAACCUCCAAAUAUAUCUCAAAUUAUGCACAAAAUCACAAAAACAAAUCAAAUAAGCCACAUGGCUUAGCUGCAGCCACUCAGAAAACUGGGAACCUCUU